AUGACAGUGGUGCCCGGGGAGAACCUGGAUGAGACUGUGGCACUGGCCGCCCUGUCCCAAGAUGUCUACGACCCCGAGAGAGCGGACCAGGAGUGCUGCGAACGGGUGGUCAUCAACAUCUCCGGGCUGCGCUUCGAGACUCAACUGAAAACACUCGCGCAGUUCCCAACCACCUUACUUGGGGACCCCAGGAAAAGAAUGCGUUUUUUUGACCCACUGAGAAACGAGUACUUCUUUGACAGAAAUCGUCCAAGCUUCGAUGCCAUCCUUUAUUACUACCAGUCUGGUGGCAGACUACGGAGACCUGUCAACGUCCCCGUGGACAUAUUCAUGGAGGAGAUCAAAUUUUACGAAUUAGGGGACGAUGUGAUCGAAAAUUUCAAAGAGGACGAGGGGUUCAUAAAGGAGGAAGAACGCCCGCUGCCUGAAAACGAGUUUCAGCGCCAGGUCUGGCUCCUGUUUGAAUACCCGGAGAGCUCAGGACCAGCCAGGGGUAUAGCAAUAGUUUCAGUUUUGGUCAUUUUGAUAUCCAUUGUCAUAUUUUGUUUAGAGACGCUACCGGAAUUCAGAGAGGAAGGGAAAAACUAUGAGGACCACCUCUCUAUAAAUGGGACUGUGAGCGCAAAGAAGCCAAAUCCAUUCACAGACCCCUUCUUUAUUGUGGAGACGCUGUGUAUCAUUUGGUUCUCUUUUGAACUGCUGGUGAGAUUUCUCGCGUGUCCUAGCAAGCCCGCCUUCUUCAAAAAUAUCAUGAACACCAUUGACAUAGUUGCAAUUAUGCCCUACUUCAUUACCCUGGGUCUGGAGCUUGCCGAGCACCAAGGAAACGGUCAGCAAGCGAUGUCCCUGGCCAUCCUACGAGUCAUUCGCCUGGUGCGAGUGUUCAGGAUUUUCAAGCUCUCCAGGCACUCCAAGGGUCUCCAAAUCCUUGGGAAGACCCUGCAGGCGAGCAUGCGAGAACUAGGUCUGCUCAUAUUCUUCCUUUUCAUUGGAGUCAUACUGUUUUCGAGCGCGGUGUAUUUCGCGGAGACUGACGACCCCGAAUCGGGGUUCAGCAGCAUCCCCGAUGCGUUUUGGUGGGCGGUGGUGUCCAUGACCACCGUGGGCUAUGGGGACAUGUGCCCAGUCACCAUCGGUGGGAAAAUCGUGGGGUCUUUGUGUGCCAUCGCUGGUGUGCUGACCAUCGCACUACCUGUCCCUGUGAUUGUCUCCAAUUUCAACUAUUUCUACCACAGGGAGACAGAGCAUGAGGAACAGUUCCAGUACACACAUGUAACAUGUGGUCAACAGCAGCCCUCGUUUGGCGAAUUCAAAAAGAGUGACAGCAAGCCUUCACUCUCCAAAUCAGACUACCUGGAGAGUGACGACGCAGAUUCGAUUAAAUACACGAACUGCAGUCCCCAUAAAGCGUACACGGGAAAGCUAACUGAUGUAUGAUUGUAGAAAUACGCAACAGUGGUACCCAGUGAAACGCGCGUCUCUUCUCAGUACAUCCCCAUUCCGCGCUCUGGCCUGAGUAGAUUUUCAAGCUGUUAUUUCCGGCAUCAGUAAUGCAAAGGGAAUUAUUUAUUAGGGAAAUCAUAACAGAGGACUGAAACGUGGUGUGUCAAUUGUUCUUUUUUAUUUCGCAAUGUCUUCCAUUUUACGCAAUCAUCUUUAUCCAAUGCGCGAAGUCUGAUUCAAGCUACAAUUUCUCUCAGCCUCAAAACAACGAGAAAACACACGAUUAUCAACAAACCAAGCCCAACCUCGCGUUGUAGCACUUUAUUAAUGUAAUCUUAGUAAUGUUUAAUUUAUAAAUGACAUGUCAAUUUUGGGAAGAUGUUUACAUAUCAUUUGUCUAUUCGGUGCAGACUGAGAGGACCAAAUUAUCUAAUUAUGUAAAAAAAAAUAGCUUUUAACUAUCUUCAGAGCAUAAAGUGCAAGGUCACAUGGGGGAGUAGAAAUAACGACCAUAUCACUUGAUCACAUCUAAUGAUUAUGACUGUAGGGGCCACAUCAUGAUAUUAGAUGAACCGAAUUGGCACCGUCUCUGCCAUUGUCUUUUAAUAUUGGAAUAUUGGAGUCACUGCUCCAUCAAAACGCAGCUGUCACCAAAACGUGAUCAGCAGUCAACAAGGAAACAUGCCACAGCUACUGUAAUCGUCCUCCAAAUUUAGUUGAUGGCGUUCAGAUUUUUUUAAAUUUUUUUUAGCACCUUGCCUAGGAUUGAUGUCAUUCCCUGGACGACAUGCAAUCUGUUUGUUGUAGUUAUGCUCUGUGGCUGAGGUAUCCUAUCGUUUACAUACAUUAUUGGGUGAUGGCUCUUAAUUUAUUGAAAUCUUACUGUAAUAUUGUUGUGGCAUCAAGCUGGCCCCAGGUACAAGCAAAUACAACUGAAUAGAAAAUCUACCGUUUCUAUUGGGUAUGACUUGGUAAAAGCCCAUGUGUAAAGGAAGAAUGCAUUAGCCUGUUUGCAUAAAAUGCAUGUGAAAAACAGACAGGAAAAAACUUGAUAGAAUGUGCGCCCUGUUUUUUCCCUCCAACAUGACGAUGUUUGAAAUCCAAGUGCGCCUCCAAAUGGUAUAAAGGAGAAAUCGCAGAUUUCAUACACAAAGGUGUUUCUAUAGCAACCUUCCAGACUGUUCUGUAUCCUUCGCCAUCGACGAGACAUUUUGUUGCCUUAAGUUAGGCUACGUGAAGGAAGGUCUUCAUUGUUGGGCUUGUUUAUUGCUUUCGAUUAUGCUGCUUAUGAAACCGACUAAAGAUAAUGUAAACAAGUUCCAUCAGAUUACGAGACAGUUUUUGUUUUUUGGCAGCUAAAUCGCGUCUGCUCUGCUCUGCCCUGCCUCCGUGCUCUGGGCUUGUCAUAGCCUACUCGUUGUCCUAAAUAAUAUUGUUAUCAUAUUCAAUAUUACAGUAUAGGUCUCACUAAAUAAUAAACAAAAUCACAUGGUACAAAUAACGCUUCCCUUGCGUAAAGGGGCUUUUUGAUUGACCUGCACCCAGACAUGAUGUGUUUCAAAUGAUUAAACCACAAUUGCCAGUGCGUGUAAAGGACAACACACAGACACUCACCUUCAGUAACAAUGUGAGCUCAUGAAGAGGAAUCAUACUGCUGAACAUGGCACGGAGUCUUGUGGAGAGCUGUCAGCCUUCCACAUGGUUGGAUUAAGCGGCUGUGCCUGCCAGUGAAAAGGACAGUGAACAGUCACGUCUGGCCAUGGAACAGAAAGAGAGAAAACGUGCAAUUUUUGAAACCCUGUUUUUUCACCUAUGGUGUGGUGGAAUAUCUCCCCAAACACCACUGAGGAAUAUCCUGCAAAACUUUAAGGGGGAUGGAUGGAGGGAGACGCACUCGAACAACCGCCCUUGCCUUCCUGUCACCUCUUCACUGCAGGACUGUACACUCGUUCUCUCUCUCUCUCUCUCUGCCCCUCUCUUUCUCUCUUUUUCUCUCUCUGUCUCACACAACAUGCAGGACUCGGGGCGUGUCAUUUUAAACCAUCGGCGUACUCCGCGUGCCGCAGAUAAAAACAAACAAACAAACACACACACACACACACACACACACAGAAGAUGAACACUCAGAAGUCUAUGCACGCCUUGGUUGUCCCAGACUUCCAUCAUGGGACUCGCGGACACGGAGGCCUCUCUAAACUUCUGCUGAGGAGUAGAGCCCGAACCACAACCCGAAAACAAAACCCCGAAAAAAGAGACAACUCUCAACAGCAAAGAUCUACAGGCUUUUCCCCCCUUUUUAACAAUCAUCCGCCGAUAUCCAGGACAACGUAGGAGGUGACGAGCAAAGAGACAAAAGAAACACAAGCACGGUGGCGGAUCGCAGGGCAGGAACCCAAGGUACCGAGGAUGUUACUUGAAUCACAACACACCAUACAUAUUACAUACAUACACACAUACAUUACAUACGCUGAUUAUGAAACCAU
Molecule: messenger RNA, 3926 nt
Organism: Sardina pilchardus (European sardine)
Lineage: Eukaryota; Metazoa; Chordata; Actinopteri; Clupeiformes; Clupeidae
Product: shaker-related potassium channel tsha2-like
Exons: 2
Coding region: 1-1437 (478 amino acids)
Biological process (GO): potassium ion transmembrane transport; protein homooligomerization
Cellular component (GO): membrane; voltage-gated potassium channel complex
Molecular function (GO): delayed rectifier potassium channel activity; protein binding
Source: RefSeq, a predicted model, not a curated record